Molecule: messenger RNA, 3330 nt
Organism: Styela clava
Lineage: Eukaryota; Metazoa; Chordata; Ascidiacea; Stolidobranchia; Styelidae
Product: alpha-1,6-mannosylglycoprotein 6-beta-N-acetylglucosaminyltransferase A-like
Biological process (GO): protein N-linked glycosylation
Cellular component (GO): Golgi apparatus
Molecular function (GO): alpha-1,6-mannosylglycoprotein 6-beta-N-acetylglucosaminyltransferase activity
Source: RefSeq, a predicted model, not a curated record
ACAAUGAUUUCAACACCAACCGACCCUUUAUUAUGACGUUCGCUUUUGACUUGAUCACAAUCAAAGUGUUAAGUGAUUUAGUAAGAUAAGCUAAAUGCCGAUAAAAUCUCAAGAUAAUGAGUUAAUACUACAAAACUUUGUUUUUCUCUUAAAUAUGUUUUGCUCUACGGCAGUGAUCACCAAAGUGUGGGUGGCGACCCCACGUGGGGUCGCCUUAAAUAUUUCUGGGGUCGCCGAGUGCCCAUCGUUGUCUUUUCUUUUAUUAUUUUUAUUAUGUGUGUGACUUCUCGGCUUAACGCUAGAUAUUUCAAACAAAAAAACGAAUAACAAGCACGCAGACAGAUAAUAUCAAGAGCAAUUACGAUCAAUCAAUUAUGACAUCAUAAUCACAAAUUUAGUCGGUGUGAAAAACAGCGUUCUAUCUGAACUUCUAUGACACAAAUACACAACAGUGUGCAGUCUGCACUGUUAAGUUGAAUAACGCUCAAUAGGCUAGCAAGUUUCGAUAUUUCGAAUUGAAGUGACUUCUUUUGUAAUAAGGCUAUUGCGUAACGACAGUAAUUUAUAUUUUAAAGUAAAUCGUUAGUAUGUCGUUAAAUGUACUGUACAGUGGCCGUUGCUUUUAGUGCAAAACCUCAUUUUCCAGGCUACCGUCAUAUUGAUAAUUACAAUUUAUUAAAUGGCUGAUAAACAUAAAAGAAAAAUAUCGUAUGAUCAAUCUUUUUGAAAGCUUUACUUUUAGUGCUAUUAGUCUGCUAAAUUCAAAGCACCGAAAUCGAUUAAACGAUAAACGUAGAACACGAUUUGCGUUUGAGCUCAAGCCACGAAUGCAAGAUCUCGUUGGAAGGAAGCAGUCGCAUUCUUCACACUGAUUAAAUAUGGUUGUUGUUGGGUUCUUUUAAUAAAUUUCCUAAUUUGAUAAAUAUUUUUUUCGUGUCUGUAGGUGAACAUAUAUAUAUAACUUGCGGUCGCGAGUGCUUAUCACACGUAAUAAUAUUGUAGAUGGGGUCGUGUCUCAAAAAGUUUGAAGACCACUCCUCUACGGGAUGAGCCUAUUCCUCCGCUACAUUCUUUGCUAUAUUGAAGUCGUUUUAUUUGGGAAAAUGAUACUCCACAGCCGCCCGGCCUGGCGCACAUGCGCCGGUGUAGGGAUUGUUUCACAAUGUGCCUAGAGCCAGACGUGCACGGAAAACCGUUCUCUGUAAUUGCAACGAAACGUCGCGUGAAAGUUUUGGUAAAUGACUAGUAUCAAGUUCUGAAAACGCGAUGAUAACAAUAAACCCUCUGGCAAUGAUCUCAUACACAACGAUGCUUGACUUCACACAGUGCAGAUAUGAAGCGUAGUUCGUAUCUUAAAGUAAGAAAAUAUGCGUUUGCUGGAGGCGUAGUAUGUAUUUUGCUGUAUUCUGUGUUGAAUUAUUACAAGAUUAAGCCCUAUCAUCGACUGAAAUACACAUGGACAUCAAAAGACGAAUAUCUGUCUUCACUUCAAGAAUCAAUUGCAGUUCGAGAUGGAGACUGUAAACUUCCUGACGCCGUUAUCAACGGAAAACCAUGGCAAAGUUGUUACGAAAAAAUUGAAUGGAUGAAGGAGUUGUGGCAGUCGGAUGAUUGCUACGCAAAACACGGUGUCAAUGGAAGUAUAUGUUCAAUUUUAGAAUAUUUAUCUGCGAAGGAAAACUACUGUCCACAAACUAUAAAAGAAUCUAAAACUCAAUCAGAAGAUGAUUUCACUUCUACUGCUCUCACAACUCCAAGGAAAAAUCUCACCGCAAUCAUUGACCUUUUUGAAGGAAAUGAAGAUUUUACUUGGAUGAAAAAUAGAAUUGCAUCAAUGGAACAACUCUGGAUAAAAAGCGCUUCGACAUUUUUUCAAACAAAGCUCAAAAUCCCUUUGCAUAAGAAGAAAAUUCAUGUGCAUAUUGGAUUAAUGGAUCUUGGAAUCGGAAAAAAUGCAAUGAGUGGUGGACCACUAGGAGAAUUGGUGCAAUGGAGUGACUUGAUAUCAAGCUUGUAUAUUCUUGGUCAUGAUAUAGUUAUCACUAGCACAAAACUUGACCUUUUUUAUGCAUACACAGAAUACAAGUCUAAAAACUCGAACAUUGAAUGCUCAGUUCUUUCCAGUCACUAUGCGUUUCCGUUCGAUAUUGUGUAUACCGAUGUACGGGGAUAUAAACUUUUUGCAAUGAAGUUGCCAAAAUUUGCAGCAAUAAAAUGCCGAUUUCGCAUAUUAGACAGUUUUGGGACGGAAGCCCAAUACAAUAUUGAACCAACAAGUAAAGUUAAUCCUUUUGGUGGUUUGAAUCUUCAUCUGAAACAGUUCAACACAAUGUAUCCUCACACUCCCGACAAUACAUUUCUUGGUUUUGUGGUGGAGAAUCCUGUUUUAAAUGAUGUCAAUUUUCAUGAAAAACGAGAUAUAGUAUUAGUAUAUGGCAAAGAUGGUAAUUUUUGGGCUGGAUUAAAACCGUACUUGGACGUAUUACGCAGAUAUGUAUCUGAAAUCCACGGAACUGUUUCAGGGCAUACGAACGAUGUGCCGUACUACGUCAUCAAUCAUGGCAUACUUUCUCUCAAUGAACUGUACAAGCUUUUGCAGAGAACAAAAUAUUUUGUUGGAUUAGGCUUCCCCUUUGAAGGACCAGCUCCCUUGGAGGCUAUAGCAAUGGGAGCAGUAUUUUUAAAUCCAAAGUUGAAUAAGGUUAAUAGAAGAAAAGCGAAUGAAUUUUUCGAAUCAAAACCUACUAACAGGGCAUUAACAUCUCAAAAUCCGUACGCGGAAAAGUACAUUGGAGAACCACAUGUCUACACAUUGGAUAUAUCAAAUGAACAAGACGUUCUGUCAGUACUGAAUAAAAUUACUAGUUUUAAACAGCCUAUGCCAUACCUUCCAUACGAAUUCAGUGCUGAAGGGAUGCUGGAAAGAGUAUCUAUUCAUAUUGAGAAACAAAAAUUCUGCAGUUCAGUCAAAACAUGGCCGCCAAUAUCUUCAUUAAAAAUAGCUAUCGCCGAUAAAAGCAACUGUGACGACGCGUGUAUGAGAAUGGGACUGAUUUGUGAACCAGAAUAUUUCCCUUUCAUUAAUACGCCAGACACAUUUGAAGAAGUUGGCAUGCCAUGCAAACACGAACAUUAUACCAAUAUGCCUUUCAUGGUUUACCCAGCAUAUCACGCUCACGAUGCAGCAUGUUGUUUUCAAACAUCUAAUUUACAGUUCAGCUGUUCGGAAGAGAACAGAGAUUUUGUAAGGUUGUGUCCAUGUCGGGAUUAUAUAAAAGGACAGGUUGCUUUGUGUAGAAAUUGCACAUGAAUAAAAUAUGGUCAUAAGAA